Molecule: messenger RNA, 1510 nt
Organism: Pangasianodon hypophthalmus (striped catfish)
Lineage: Eukaryota; Metazoa; Chordata; Actinopteri; Siluriformes; Pangasiidae
Gene: slc66a3
Product: solute carrier family 66 member 3
Exons: 7
Coding region: 139-753 (204 amino acids)
Source: RefSeq, a predicted model, not a curated record
GAUGCCGCGUUGGGUCAAAAAGCUCUCGCUGACGUGGGCGGAAGAGUUUUCGCAAGCUUCCGCGUAGUGAGUGGUUUAUCAGGAAUCGAGCAGCUUAGGGAAGAUUUCUGCAUCUGAGUGGCUGAGCACAGGGACAAGAUGGAAGGAGACUUGCUGCUGCUGCAUGUCGCUAAUUUCAGCACGUUAUUGGUGUGCAUGGUGCUGAAACUGCCCCAGAUUGUGGUGCUGAUGAGGGCGAAGGCGACCAAUGGAGUGAGUGUGACCAGCCUGCUGCUGGAGCUGACCGGGUUUAUAGUGUUUGUCUCCUAUCAGAUGUACUAUGAUUAUCCUCCUCCUACGUACCUGGAGUAUCCCAUCCUCAUUGCACAAGAUGUGAUCCUGCUGAUUCUCAUCCUGCACUAUAAUAGAAACAUGAAGCACAGUCUCAUCUAUGCAGUUGUGUUUGUAGGCGGCUGGAAACUGCUCACCAUGGAGAAAUGGAUCAUCGACACGGCCAUGAGUGUGUGUACGCUCAUCAGCGCGGGCAGUAAACUCCUGCAGCUUCAGUGUCUGUGGAGAUCCAAAGACUCGGCGCAGGUCAGCACUUUAACCUGGGCGUUAGCGUCGUACACGUGUAUGGCGAGGAUCUUCACCACAAUGGUGACUACUGGAGACACUCAGGUUCUGAUCCGCUUCAUGGCCAUGGCGGUUCUGAACGUGUGGGUGACGGCCACGGUGAUCUACUACAAACCCAGCACCAAGAAACGUGACUGAGACUGAGUGAUUCUGACAUCACUUCCUGUCACGUAGAAAUGUCGUUCGCUUGGUAUGAAUGUUAGAAUAGGUGUGCGAGUGAGUUAGUGAAUGAAAUAUGCAACGUACCAAGGACCAACACUCUUAACUGAACCAGCACAGCUUGGAGCUGAUUGGUUAGUUCCUUUUUUUUUUAUCUUUUUAAUUCCUUAUGAAUAACAUGUUAUACAGUUACUGAUCACCUUUAACGCUUCUUGACUCAGGGUUCUGGUUUAUUCUUUCUUUUCACUUUAAUAUUGCCUUACAGCAGUAUUUGGAUGAAUAUAUAUAACAAUAUCAGCACCUCGUUAUUAACAGUUCUCCAGCAGUAACAUUAAUAAGUGUAUACAUUUUGUACAUCCUCUGAGGAAAUAGGAGAAUUAAUGGUGUCUAAUGUGCCACCACACACUUCUGAAACAUUCCCAUUAGGCUUUUGUGAACUUUCCUCAAAACUUUGUAGGUAAUUCUUUCAUUUUUAAUACUUCUGUUAAUCUUAGCUUUAUAUUGUAUGCAGAUGGAGUAGAGUUAACUUUUGUAAAAACUAGCUGGACCAAACUUCUAUAAAUAUACAGUGUUUACAUUUACAGUGGAAGGAUGUACACAAUACUAUAUUUUUAAAAAACGUUCAUAUCCAAGCUAGAUAGAUUGUGCUAUAAUGUCAUUUAGUAUUUGCUGAAAUGAGUUUUGUCUUCCAGACUGGGUCUGAAAAACUCAAAAAUAAUUAUAUCCAAAGAAGCAA